AUGAUGCCCGACAAUGCAUCGAUCGCGUCCACGAACCCCGCGCGCACCGUCUUCCCCAAGGGCCCCAGCUUCACUCUCGAGGACUUCUCCGGCCGCGAUUUCAUUGUGAAGGAGUUCAUCGAGUCCCUCUCCGAUACAGCCAUCUCCGCGCGUCGCUCCACUGUAGGAGCCCCUGGCGCUGCCAACCAACCCUUCGAUCCGAAACCCCUCAUCCGCACUUUCGAACAUGCCCAGCGACGACUCGGUGAGCUCUCAGGAGACUUGGAACUCCGGGAAAACGAGCUCUCUGCCGCCGUGCGACGUGCUGAAGCCCAGCAUUCCCAGAACCUGACCACCCUCGGCCGGAAGCUUCGACAAACGAUCGAAUCAUUCCAGCAGCUCGACACAUCCCUCAAUGGUGGAGGGUUAGAAAACGCAGCCAAUGCUGGAGGAACAGGGAACAUGGCCGUGGAAACCGGAAGGCGACUCGAGGAAUUGGACCGGCAGCGACGACGAGCCUUGGAUGCCCACUUCUUGCUGGAGUGUUGGGAAGGGGUCUGCAAUCGAGGCGAGAUCUCCCUCUUGGAGAAUCUUCGACGGUCUGGCACGGGCGAGGCCAAAGUACGUUCGGCCCAUAUUGCACGACAACUCCUCCGCAUCAGCCAACGGUUGGAUCCGCAAAGCUGGCAGCAGAGCUCGAAAACCACGAAUGGUACCUACGGCGGUAACUCCCCAUCCGAGGAUUCAAGCAGUGAGCACAGUGCUCCACGGCGGAAUACCCGGGAAAUCAUUGAAAAGUUCUCGGAGACACUGGAGAAGGAUCUGCUGAAGCAAUUCGAUGACUUCUACCGGAAGGCUAACUUCGAUGGCAUGAAGGACUGCGCUACGGUAUUGCAGGAUUUCAACGGCGGGGCCAGUGUGAUUGCCCUGUUUGUCAAUCAGCAUCAGUUUUUCAUUGAUCGCAGCCAAUUGGUAACCGAGGAAGUUGGCGGUGAUGCCGAAUCCUGGGAGAAAAUGGCCGAUCCGGACGCGGAGCUUCCUGGAGUCGAACCCAGUUUGCAGUCACUGCUGGACGAAGUCAAGGUGGUGGUCCAGGAGGAGUCGGCCAUCAUCCGGAGAGCUUUUCCAUACCACGAACAAGUGCUAGGCAAGUUUUUACAGCGCGUGUUCCAGCAGUCGAUCCAACAACGUCUGGAGAUGGUUCUGGAUAAGGCCAGUGGGGUGUCAUCUCUCGCCUUUCUACGGUGCUUGCAGAGCUCACGAGGCUACAUCAGUGCUCUUGUCGACGACUUGAAAGCCCAUGGCUUGACCGAACACCCGGAUACUAUUUCUUCCCAAACCGCAUUGCUGCUGGAUCAGCAAUUGGAGGAGCUGUUUGUGCCCUACUUUGUUGGGUCGUCCUACAUUGAACGAGAGAAACGCACAUUAGAGGAACUCUUCAGCGCUCUACUUUUCAAGUUUACCUCCUUUCAUGCUCGUCGGAAGAAGGCGGCUACUACAUUCAUGGCAUCUUUAUCCCGUCCUGGCACCGAACUCUUGUCAACCACCCGUGAUGCUUUUAUCAGCCAUCUCGACUCCCCUGAGAUGUCCCCAAUUCAACGUCGAAUGUUGUUGCAUGUAGCUAAGGUCGGCGACAUCCCCGAAAGCAUGCGCCUGACGGAGAUAAAACUCACCGAUGAAGACGGACAACCCAACCUCAGCGACGCCAAAUGCAUGCUGAAGUGGCUGGCGGAAGCGGUGGGCCGCGGACUUGAGCUGAGCGUGAACACAGACACCCACAAGGAUGUCUCGGCCGUCCUGACACUGCUACUGGUGACAAUGGGCGAUGGCUAUAUCGAUGUGUGCCUCGACGCCGCCCUUGAGGCUGCCACCACGCAGGAGUCAGGUAAGACCGAGCCCGACUUUGGAUAUCUUCCUUCGGUUCGGACCACGAUCAGUAUCACGACGUUAAUGGUGAUGUGUGUCAACGCUGUUCUCUUACCCCUGGCCACCAGUAGCAUCACGACGCGGCGUGACAUGGAAAAACGUACCAGCCAGACCACCUCGCGGAUCGAGGACAAGAUCAACACCAUCCAACAAAAGACCAUUGACGCGACUCUUGCGUGGGUUGGUCGAUUGUUGUCUGGCCAGAAGAAGAACGACUUCCGCCCUCGGGAUAGUGACAACGCAGCGUGGCUGGAGAUGCUCCAAACCCCGACCUGUGCCUCGAUUUGCGCCUUUCUCACUCGGCUACACAACAUGGCGCGCACGUCACUCCCCUCGAGCGGCGCCAAUGUUAAGCAGGUCCUAACCGAGAUCGCGUUGGGAACCCGCGGCCUCCUGCUGGAGCAUUUCAAACGGUUUGCGGUCAGCGGACCCGGCGGGCUGAUGGUCACCAAGGACAUGACUCAGUACGCGGACCUGCUCAAAUCCUGGGACAUUGACGAGGAGAGCAAGGGACCGGGCGGCGCGCUGGACGUGCUGCUGGAGGUGGGCAGUCUGUUUGUCAUUGGCGUCGAGGCGCUGCGAGAGCGGAUCCGCGGGGGCGCGGCCAGCGGUGCCACAGGGGCACCUGGCGGGGCCGGCAGAGGCACCAGCGGCCAGAUGGAGGCCAAGCUGAGCGUGCAGGAGGUGCGGGCGUAUGUGUCGCGCCGGGAGGACUCGAAUACGCUGGCCAUGCAGCAGGUGCUGAAUGCCUUGUAA
Penicillium macrosclerotiorum is the source of this 2661-nucleotide messenger RNA. RefSeq names its product exocyst subunit SEC10. The record is from RefSeq and is a predicted model, not a curated record. The transcript has 2 exons. Lineage: Eukaryota; Fungi; Ascomycota; Eurotiomycetes; Eurotiales; Aspergillaceae. Gene Ontology annotation, cellular component: exocyst; cytoplasm. Bases 1 to 2661 code for a protein of 886 amino acids. Gene Ontology annotation, biological process: Golgi to plasma membrane transport; exocytosis.